CACUAAGGAAGCAAUUACAAAAACCUUUUGUUGCCUUCUCAAGAAAUUCAGAUAAUCUAGGUCUGCGUAACGCAAUUUGCGCAUUAAUCGUAUAAUACGAAUACGUGUGAUCAUCACAGUUCCGCCGGAUGUGCGAAUAAUGCUCUAGUCAAGGUAACCGAGAGAAACGAAAUUGUCGCAUACAGGUGCGCGAUGCAACGAAAUCAGUUCAUCAUCCGGUGCAGACGAUGUUGGUCGCGAACGCGAAACAGACUACGAGAUCUAUCUGCAUUAAUCCAUCACAUCUUGGAAAACGCAAUAAACAUCAGAAAGAGCGUCUAAGAGAGAACGAUAAUAAUCUCUUUAAGAAGUCGAUCAGCCUUACAGAUUCCUUUCAUAAGAAAAGGAAUUUGCAUUUUAUGAGAUUUCGCUUCUCGAAGUCGAGUGGCGACAUCGAGAUCUCCACUUAACGAAAUUUAGCGUAUUUUUAUCUCCGUCAAAAGAGCGACUAUCUCGUUUGCAUUUAUAUCAGGAAAAUGUGCUACUGCCUGUUGCUAUUGGUUUUACUGCCGAUCGUAACUUCGGAGUUGUGCGGGUAUCCCUGGUAUCAGUACGAUACGUGCCAAAAUAAUUCUCUUUCUUGUCCCAGUGAUCAGAAGUGCGCGUUCAUUGAGCAAUGCUCGGCGGUUGUAUCCCUGAUGGAUCAAAACGCACUUUCUGCUCACAGAUUACGACAGGCUGUGUGCGGGUACGAUCGAACACGCAUAAAAAUUUGCUGCAGCAUCGACAGUUAUGCCGAACGGCCGAUAUAUUUAGAUAAAAAUUUGGACACGUAUCCAACGCAAUUACCUUCAAAUUUUCAAUGCGGAAAGAGUAUUGUUCAGAACAAUGUAGACACUUUAGGAUCGUAUCCUUUUAUCGCAAGGAUCGGUUUCAUAAAUACAAUAACGGGUGAGAUCAAAUACUCGUGCAAUGGCGUGAUUGUUAAUGAGCGUUCUGUAUUGACUACAGCUACAUGCGCACUCGCGAAAUCGGACAGAUACAAAUUAUGCUCUGUGCUUAUUGGUGAAUAUAAUACAGAGUCGAAUCCAGAUUGCAAUAAUUUAUUUUGCGGACACAAUACCAGUAGCCACGACAUAUCGUAUGUAGUAAAACAUCCGGGCUACGACGCCGCAAGUUUAUCCAGCAAUAUCGCCUUACUUCGCUUGAAGAAGGCUAUCGAUUUUACAGCCACAGCUCAACCAAUCUGCUUUAUACCGGAAGACAGAUACGUCAGCCUAGGAAGUACAUGCACUGUUGUCGGCUGGGGAAAAUUAUCAGGUCAAAAAGCGCAACCACUGACGCAACAGUCAUUACAACUAGAACUCGUACCUAAGCAGCAGUGCUCGGACUAUUUAAGCCAAGCUCUAUCUGUCGAAUUAUGCGCCAAAGGAAACUGUGAACCUUGCUCAGGUUACAGUGGUAGUCCUCUGUUAUACAAAUAUGCGGACACUUAUUUCUUGGUUGGAAUCCUAUCAUAUGGGUCUAGUUGCGACUCAAGCACCAUUUUUCCAUCUGCAUUUGUAAAUGUUCAGAGAUACACAAGGUGGAUCUUAGAAAAUUCAUAAGGUUGCAAAAAUAUAAAAACGUCUCAAAACGUUUUUU
Monomorium pharaonis (pharaoh ant) is the source of this 1623-nucleotide messenger RNA. Its product is annotated as chymotrypsin-like protease CTRL-1. The record is from RefSeq and is a predicted model, not a curated record. The coding region runs from base 516 to 1586 and encodes 356 amino acids. The transcript is spliced from 7 exons. Gene Ontology annotation, molecular function: serine-type endopeptidase activity. Lineage: Eukaryota; Metazoa; Arthropoda; Insecta; Hymenoptera; Formicidae. Gene Ontology annotation, biological process: proteolysis.